This is a messenger RNA of Aspergillus japonicus CBS 114.51, 3604 nucleotides long. RefSeq names its product putative C2H2 transcription factor (AmdX) (gene amdX). Gene Ontology annotation, molecular function: RNA polymerase II cis-regulatory region sequence-specific DNA binding; DNA-binding transcription factor activity, RNA polymerase II-specific; zinc ion binding. Gene Ontology annotation, biological process: DNA-templated transcription; regulation of transcription by RNA polymerase II. NCBI's taxonomy places the organism in Eukaryota, Fungi, Ascomycota, Eurotiomycetes, Eurotiales, Aspergillaceae. Gene Ontology annotation, cellular component: chromatin. The transcript is spliced from 2 exons. The coding region runs from base 41 to 3604 and encodes 1187 amino acids. The record is from RefSeq and is a predicted model, not a curated record.
AGUGACUACACUGGUGACCACAAGAAAAUCAGGUGAUAGGAUGCUACUCGCCUCAAUGGUAGGCCAAGAUCCGGCCACGAGCCCCAAGAUGGACAGCAUCAGCGAGGUCCCGGGUGACCUAUCGGGUGAACCAGCACCCUCCAAAGCCAGCACCAAGAAGGACACCAAUGGUGCGAACACUGCUGCUGCCGGGUCCGUUCCUCCUCCGAAGACUGACAAGCCACGUCCACACGGUUGUACCACUUGCGGUCGCUCUUUUGCGCGACUGGAGCAUCUCAAGCGCCAUGAGCGGUCGCACACCAAAGAGAAGCCCUUCGAGUGCCCCGAAUGCGCUCGCUGCUUUGCUCGUCGCGAUCUGCUUCUGAGACACCAGCAGAAGCUGCAUAUGACAACCACCCCAUCGUCACGUCCACGGAAUGCGCGCAGGGAGAGCACUGGCACAGCGGGGACGGGAACGACGAACCGAGUUCGCAAGAACUCCAUCGUUAGCAAUCCCAGCACGAUGCGUCCUCGUGCCAAUACCAUCAGUCAUAUUGACGGUGCUUCACUGGGUUUGGUCGGUGCAACCAACCCGCCGACCGCUGGCUCCGGUCACCCGGCCCAUGCUUAUCACCCGAGCAUUGGUUCUGCUUCGGUGGGAUCCAACAUGGAUUUCCGUGGGUUCUCCGCAGGAGGACAUCAUCCCCCGGUGAACGGACUAACCAAGCUGGACACGUCGGGCUUGCCGAUUGACCUGUCUGGGGGUCUGCGGACGGCUCCCGUCUAUGGAACCUUUGACCUUAGCGUCCCAGACCUGGCUAUGAGCUAUAAUACCACCAUCAACCCCGCCCAGCUCCACUUUGGCGGCUCACCACAAGCGUAUGGCCACGACUCACCCUCAUCGCCCUACACGCAUGCGGUCCACCAUAUGCCGCCCACGGAUCCCAUGAUGGAGGAUGAUUUCCACUUCGAUUGGAUGAACGGCUACGACCCGUCGAUGCAGAUGCGAAAGAGCAACGAUUCCGCCAUCGACGAGUCAUCCCCGUCGGCCAUGAGCACCGGAAGUCAGAGCGGUAUCAGCGAGGCCAUGAUGGACGGAUCGAACCGCUACUCCAUCUCGUCCGCGAGCUGGCACAAUCCAUUCCCGCCCCACACAACCGCCGCUUCUGCGAACCAGUACUCUCUUGACUACCCUACUAGUUUUAACGAUCUAGGGAUUCCUCCAGAGACCGUUUCUCCUAAGUCCUUGCUGGCGCAGAACCCGUUUGCCGAGACGUAUGCCACCCCUCCGUCCAUGACUUCAGUGGGCCAGCCCAUCAUGGGAGGACACUCGCAGAGUAUGUUCCCAUCCUCUAUGGCAACCAACGGAGAAUCUCCUAAUCCUCUCAACUUGCCUUUCGCGAAUAGUGCCCUACGAUCUCACCAUGCCCCAAGCUCCUCGGAUACCUUUACAGACUCCACCCGACAGGCUUUAUUAGCCAGCAUGGCCCAUCCGACCGGUCUGAUUCAUCGCAAAUAUUCUCAACCUGCCAGCAGCAUGGUACAAUACCGUGAUCUCUUCUCUCGCCCUUCUAGCCUCAGCAGCUCCGGCCAGCUGCCCAGCACCUUGGACAUGCAGCGCUAUAUCUCCGCCUACAUUACCUACUUCCAUCCGCACAUGCCAUUCCUCCACAUUCCCACGCUUGAUUUCCAGGCUCCCGAAUACACCAAUAACCUCCGAACUCCGAGUGGACAUUUGAACCUGUGCUCGACCGGUGUCGCUGGCGGUGGCGGCUCGUUGAUCCUGUCUAUGGCCGCUAUUGGUGCACUUUACGAGUUUGACACCGCUACAUCGAAAGACCUCUUUGAGGCUGCCAAGAAAAUGAUUCAAAUCUACCUUGAGGAACGUCGUAAGGUAGACAUGUCAGCAGCAUUCGGGCGAGCCAGCCAUGCGCGCGAUAGUUCUGUGCAAAAUACUCCGCUAUGGCUAGUUCAAGCGAUGCUGUUGAAUGUCAUCUACGGCCAUACGUGUGGCGACAAGAUCUCGGCUGACAUUGCAAGCACACAUUGUGCAGCACUCGUCAGCCUUGCUCGGGCGGCUGAGCUCACCCACCAUGUGGAUGCCAAGGAUCUUCCACAGGACCGUCGGUCAGCCGGUCUCAGUAACCCGAAUCGCGCCGAGACUGAGACCCAGAACCAGUCAUUUUCCGGGCAGCCGAAAGAGAAAAAAGAUUGGCUCGACUGGAAGAUAGAGGAGGAACGCAAGCGUACUCUCUAUGCGAUAUUCUGUUUGUCCUGCUUCCUAGUUUCCGCCUAUAAUCACGCCCCCGCUCUCACCAACUCUGAAAUCCGGCUCAACUUGCCUUGUGAGGAGGAUUUGUGGGCUGCGGAAUCUCCACAGGCGUGGAAGAAACUAGGCGGCCACUCGUCGACCAAGGGCGCCACUUCCUUUCCUUCUGCCUUGACAAACCUGUUGACUGCCAGUCAACGCGAGCGGCAAUCGACGCCAUCGAAUCAAGCACAGUCGCCCGGUGAUGAGGCUUCUCAAAGCUCCUCUGAAUCUACUCUGCAGCCUAGUACAUUUGGCUGUCUCGUCCUCAUCUAUGCGCUGCAUAAUUACAUCUGGGAGACUCGCCAACGGCAUUUAGGCCGGCAAUGGACAUCUCGCGAAACGGAAGCUAUGCAGGCGCAUAUUGAGCCUGCCUUACGUGCCUGGCAGACUGCUUGGGCCAGCAACCCAGUCCACAGUCUGGAACGUCCGAAUCCUUUCGGUGCCGGGCCUUUGUCAGCCGACAGCAUCCCACUGCUGGAUCUUGCCUAUGUAAGGCUGUUUGUCAACCUCGGACGAUGCAAGGAGGCAUUCUGGCAACGCGACUGGAAUGCCAUGUCUGAUGAGCUUGCGCGCGGAAUUGAGCUGGUUCAUCCUUUGGACGAUGUCCCGUCCGAGGUCCUGGAUCCUUCGAUCACGGAAGCGUCUGCUCAAUUUGACCACCGUCGCGAUUCGAUCGCCGAUCUGGGCGUUGCAGACCUUGCCAUCUCGAGCACUCCGACACAGGAGCAGCCUAUGCAAACCUUAAUGGGAGUGUAUAGACCAGGCCAGUCGAAACGGGAGAGGCAUUUGCGCAGAGCCGCUUUUUAUGCAGCAGACUCGAUUAGCAUGUCUGACCAACUGGGAAACACCUUUGCAGAAUUCACCUGUCGGGAACUACCCAUUCAAUGCGCAAUGUGCACUUUUGACUGCGCCCAGGUCAUCGCGGAGUGGAUUACGACGGUCCAGGAACGUGUCGGGCCGUACCUUGGUGUUCUUGGCCGUGACGAAGUCGAUCUGGUCCAGGCUGCCAAUCUCAUGUUGCUGGAAGAUGAAGAUUGCAAACUCAUUGAGAAGAUCAGAGAGAUUUUGGGGGACAUCGAAAACAAGAUGCAGAGAGAGGUGCAAAGCAGCGUCACCACAUCGGCUCUCAGCGUUCUUCAGCGCCUGCCCAGUGUUGUGGAGGGCGGCUACGGCUGCAAGAUUCUGGUUGCUACAGCCAGUCUUCUGGACCGGGCUGCUGUCUGGCCGAUGAUUAAGAUUAUGGCUCGAUCCCUUGAAGCGCAAGCUCUGCGGCUGAAGGAGCGAGCGGACAACUCAACUCUUGGCAGUAACUAG